Molecule: messenger RNA, 1091 nt
Organism: Cercocebus atys (sooty mangabey)
Lineage: Eukaryota; Metazoa; Chordata; Mammalia; Primates; Cercopithecidae
Product: chromosome unknown open reading frame, human C5orf64
Exons: 3
Coding region: 1-402 (133 amino acids)
Source: RefSeq, a predicted model, not a curated record
AUGACCACGGUUAAAUCCAAAUUGGAGCUUGUGGAUGGCAGUGGAGUGUUCAGAAAACUCAUUAGCUUCCAACCUUCUCAAUUAGGCAGAACAAACAUGCAUUACUCCAAAUUGCCCCGCACUGCAGUAGAGACAGAGUUCAAGCAGAAUGUUGGCCCACCACCCAAGGAUUUGACCACUGAAGUUUACUUCCCUUCAAUCAAAUUUAGAUCAGAUCUUCCUGUAGUUUUCUGUAGUCAGUAUUUCAAGCAUCCAAUAUGUGUAGGGGAAUAUGGACCCAAGAAUGGAGCAGAAAGACAAAUAGAGGAACAGAAAGUUUUGCCUACAACCAUGAUGUUCUCAAGGUUAGCUGACUGUGCUCUAAAAUCCACCCAAAUUCCCAUUUUGGGAGUUGCUGUGUGACGAAGGUCUGCCCCUGUGGUGUUGGGACGACUUGCUCAUGGAGUUACAGUUCUUGCCUAACAGGAACCCACCAUGGUAAGAAAAAGACUCAAGCUGGUUCAUUUGUUUUUAAGGUUGCAAGGAAAUCAAGUCCAUAACCACACUUGCUCUCACAUUUACUGAAACAGGCCAAUCUCAGAACUAAAUGAUAAAAAUGAAAAUUAAUCAGGGACUCCCAUGGGCCUCACAUAUGGCAGUUUUGAAUCUGCUCUUUUUUUCACUAUCAUAAUUGUUUUUUUAAACUCAUUUUCUCUGGUUGAAUACACAACUGUAAAAAAAAGUGGGGGUAGUGGUGGUGAUGGAAAUGAAUAAACCCAUGGAAACAGUGAGACAUCUACAGAGACAAAAUUAGGAAGGAAGGAAACAAAAGCAAUUUCAGUAUCUCUGUGCAAGGCCUGCAUACCUUUCCUUGCCAAUACCCCUGGAUCAGACUUGUCUCAUGAGGUAGCAGGUGUUUCCUUGACUCACACAGAAAACAAGCCCUUGGGCUUCUUGUGCUGUUAGGGCGAGUUACAUUCAGCACAUGAGCACUGGGCCCUGCUCUGCCUGUCUAUCCUUCCCAGAAGAGACACAAAUGAUCAAGUAGUUGAGAAAACAGUUCAAGAGGAGCCUUUGUCUCUUUUCUUUUCUUUUCUUUUUUUGAGACAGAG